Messenger RNA from Erpetoichthys calabaricus (reedfish), 3283 nucleotides. It is a transcript of the gene ythdf1, whose product is annotated as YTH N6-methyladenosine RNA binding protein F1. Lineage: Eukaryota; Metazoa; Chordata; Cladistia; Polypteriformes; Polypteridae. The record is from RefSeq and is a predicted model, not a curated record. Gene Ontology annotation, biological process: mRNA destabilization. Gene Ontology annotation, cellular component: cytoplasm. The coding region runs from base 339 to 2057 and encodes 572 amino acids. Gene Ontology annotation, molecular function: mRNA binding; N6-methyladenosine-containing RNA reader activity. The transcript has 5 exons.
UAUGGGGCGGGGGGAGUUGACUUGGGCUGUGCAAUAAUUGAAGGAAGGCUCCGCUGGGUAGGGGAAAGGACCCAGCAGCAGGAACUAAUUCUGCGGGGAUUAGGAAACGCGAGUGAAAAGACGGGAGUAUUGAAAAAGUCACAUAAGUACACGUAACCAACUUUAGUGACUUACCUAUCGUCUGAGAGAAAAGGCUUAAACUUAAGAGACUAACUCUACUAAAGCAUUGCUGGCAUUUUGUAUGUGCUGAAGAUAAAACGGAUACGACAGAAAAAAGAAAAAUUGUGAGAGCAAGUCCGAGGCUUCAUUUAGCAGUCAGGGGGCUUGCUUCAUGAAUUAUGUCCGCCACCACUGUCGACCCUCAGAGGCCAAAAGGACAAGAUAAAGUGCAGAAUGGUUCAUUACAUCAAAAGGACACUAUUCAUGACAACGAUUUUGAGCCAUAUCUUACUGGUCAAUCUAAUCAGAGCAGUAGCUAUCCUUCCAUGACUGAUCCCUAUUUGUCAAGCUAUUAUGCCCCUUCAAUUGGAUUCCCUUAUUCACUUAGUGAAGCACCCUGGUCUACAGGUGGUGAUCCUCCAAUACCAUACCUGACAACAUAUGGACAGUUGAGCAAUGGAGACCACCAUUUUAUGCACGAUGCAGUUUUUGGCCAGCCUGGUGGACUUGGAAGCAAUAUAUAUCAGCACAGGUUUAAUUUUUUCCCAGAAAAUCCAGCUUUUUCCGCAUGGGGAACCAGCGGCUCUCAGGGACAACAAACUCAGAGCUCUGCUUAUGGCAGUAAUUACACUUAUCCGCCAAGUUCCUUGGGUGGUACAUUAGUUGAUGGACAAACAGGCUUUCAUAAUGAUUCCUUAAAUAAAGCACCGGGUAUGAACAGCAUUGAGCAAGGUAUGGUAGGACUUAAGAUUGGUGCUGAUGUGACAGGUUCUGCUGUGAAAGCAGUAGGCUCUGUUAUUAGUAAUCCAGGCAUAAACAGUGUAGUAACAGGAAAUGGUAGUACUACACUUGGCAUAUCUACAGUAAAGCCUACAUCUUGGGCUGCCAUUGCCAGUAAACCAGCCAAGCCACAACCAAAAAUAAAGACCAAAGCUGGGACAUCACUUCCAGGUGGAGCUUUGCCACCACCACCAAUAAAACACAACAUGGACAUAGGUACUUGGGAUAACAAAGUGCCAGUAAGUAAAGGGCCUAUGCCACAGCAUCCUAUCCUUUCACCUCACUCAACUGUCCAGCAAUUACAACAACAAAUGCAAACAGUUUAUACCCAGCCUCCACAGCUGAUUUCCCUACAACAGGACCAGAGUCAAAGCCAGAUUUCACAAUCCCAGAAUCGCUGGGUUGCUCCUCGAAACAGGAAUAUGGGCUAUGGAAGCACUGGUGGUAGUACUGAUAGCAAUACUUCUAGCAGUUCUUCAUCUGGUAAUUCUGGUUCUGGAGGAGAUUCCCACCCUGUACUUGAGAAACUACGAGCAGCGCAUAGUUAUAACCCCAAGGAUUUUGACUGGAAUAUUAAAAAUGCUAGAGUGUUUAUCAUAAAGAGCUACUCUGAGGAUGACAUUCAUCGUUCUAUUAAAUAUUCAAUCUGGUGUAGCACUGAGCAUGGUAAUAAACGCCUGGAUAAUGCAUUUCGUACCAUGAACAACAAAGGUCCCGUUUACCUUUUGUUCAGCGUCAAUGGCAGUGGACAUUUCUGUGGGGUGGCAGAAAUGCGUUCCUCUGUGGACUAUGGCACAAGUGCAGGAGUCUGGUCACAGGACAAGUGGAAAGGCAAAUUUGAUGUCAAAUGGCUUUUUGUCAAGGACGUUCCCAAUAGCCAGCUAAGGCACAUUCGCCUAGAGAAUAAUGAUAACAAACCAGUCACUAACUCUCGAGAUACCCAAGAGGUGCCCUUGGAGAAAGCAAAACAAGUGCUUAAAAUAAUUGCAACCUACAAGCAUACCACAUCAAUCUUUGAUGACUUUUCACACUAUGAAAAAAGGCAGGAGGAGGAAGAGGUAGUUCGUAAGGAACAAGAACAUCGAAGCAAACCAUGCAAGGAUAUAUUAAUGAAUUGAUAUAUGGUUUACAAGCCUUAAUCUGAAGUAACGAAAUUUACGAUAAAGUUGUUUUAUUUUGUUCUUCCUUCCUGUUUUUUAGUGCCGUCAUUUAGCAUUACUGAAGAUUUUUGGCAUUCAGUUUCAUUGUUAACCUUCUUGCAUAGAGAAAUUGUUUCAUAUAUCUGUAAUUCCUGCUCUUCAUGUAUAGAAACUGUUUUCUUUUUGAUAGAAAUGGUCAUCCGAUGAAACAGAGCAGAAUUUGUUAGCUUUCAAUAUUAGAGUUCUGGUGGGGAGGGUGGGAUGAUGAUGGGAGAGGGCAUUAUUUCCUGUGGGGUGAUUUCUGCUGCUGUGAUGCUGAGUGACAAUUUCAGAUAAAGAAUACCUUGUAUUUUAUUGACCAGAUCUAAACAACUUUGUAACCUUUUUCUUUAUAUUGUUGUAGCAUUUAUUGUCAUAAAUUGUUACACUGAAACUAUCCUGUACAAGUGUUUUCAAUCCAGUCUGAAAAAUGUAGCAUUUAAAGCUUUUUAAAAUUUGUCAGCUUUUUAAGUGUUAGAAUGUGCUAUGAAUUUUUUUUUUUUUUUUUUUCAUUAACGCAGUUGUAACCUUUUUUUAAUUGUUUUAACUUUUAUGUCCUGUUGCACCAGUGUCCCUCUCACACUCUUAUACCUGCUGCUAACUUUAGACUACAUUUUUCUGACGUCUGUUUUCUUUUUUCAUUAGUCAAGGCUGUGCUUUAAUGUAGGAUCAUACACGAUGGAUGAAGCCUUAAAUGUGUAACCUGAAAUUAAUGUUACUGAUCUAAAGGGAAGGGAUGACCGCGUUGUUGGUAUGUGUUUUGCUUUAAGGAGAAUGAUAUCUGUACAUCAUUGUGAAAUGAGGGAAUUAUUGAUUUAUAAAAAGUAAUAAUGGCUGCUGACUGGAUUCCUAAAAGCAUGAAACAGUGCUUAUGCCCGUUGCUUUAGUGCUGAAAAUAAUAUGCACGUGUUUGUUAGAGGAUUUUUUGCUUUGUUAGACAGUUGCUAAUUAUCUGUGUCUAAAAUAUUUACACAAGAAACCUCAAUUUAAAUAAAAGAAAAAAGAAAAAACGUAAAUAUAAACUCUCAUUUAGACUUGUAUUUAAACCAUUUCAUUUAUGUCUUAAAAUAUUGCCUGUAAAGUUAAACCAAACAUUGGUUUCUUUUUUUCUUUUUUCCUUUAGGAGAAUACAUGCCUUAAUAAACUUUAUCUAUUUAAAAGUACAA